AUGUUGCGCAUCCUCCUUGUUCUCUCUCUCGCCAUUCGUGCCUCUUCAUAUACCGUUUAUUCCGUCAAAGACAGCUAUCUUCGCAACGAUUUUCUGGACUGGGACUGGUAUAGCUCCUCUGAUCCUACUCACGGACGCGUAAACUACGUGACCAAGUCGACCGCCAUCGCUGAGAAUCUGACGGACGCGACCGACACAACUUUUCGAAUGCGGGCUGAUACCAAGAAAAUGCUCAGUCCAAGUGACCCUGGGCGAGACAGCAUUCGCAUAUCUUCCCCAACCGCAUACUCGGAGUCUGUAUUCAUUCUUGACCUCUGGCAUAUGCCCACCGGAUGCGCCACAUGGCCAGCGUGAGCGACUGUUUCGACCAACUGCGACGCGUCUGUGAAUUACAACCAAGGUUGUGGCGUCGCCUUCCGCAAACCAAACUCGUUCGGUCAGGGCUUCAAUUCUAAUGGCGGAGGGGUAUAUGCCGUGCAAAGGGAUUCAUCUGGAAUCAGCAUUUGGUUUUGGCCCCGCGACGAUGAACAUUUGCCCGGAGAGAUUUACCACAAGUCGCCAACGGUCAGUCCAUACUAUUGGGGAGCUCCAGAGGCAGCAUUUCCCUUUGGUGAAUGCGAUUACGACGACCACUUUGAUCCACACAACAUUGUGUUUGAUCUCACGUUCUGCGUAAGUCGCCUUCCAGUUGCAUGCUUUGUCUUUGUCGUUGAUGACUCAACAGGGCGAUUGGGCAGGCAGUGCGUAUCCAAAGUCGGGGUGUCCAUCUAACUGCGUUGAUUGUGAGAGCGCGGCAUUUCGUCUGCCUACGAAAGCUUAUGAACACAACAGAUGUCAACAACAACCCUACCGCAUUCACAGAAGCGUAUUGGGAAAUAGCCUCCUUGACUGUGUAUACUCCCGUCCAGUAA
Messenger RNA from Mycena indigotica, 911 nucleotides. Its product is annotated as GH16 domain-containing protein. The record is from RefSeq and is a predicted model, not a curated record. The transcript has 3 exons. The coding region runs from base 1 to 354 and encodes 117 amino acids. Lineage: Eukaryota; Fungi; Basidiomycota; Agaricomycetes; Agaricales; Mycenaceae.